This is a messenger RNA of Bipolaris maydis ATCC 48331, 960 nucleotides long. RefSeq names its product ferritin-like domain-containing protein. The record is from RefSeq and is a predicted model, not a curated record. Lineage: Eukaryota; Fungi; Ascomycota; Dothideomycetes; Pleosporales; Pleosporaceae.
AUGAAAUCCACCCUCCUCACCACAGCCGCGGCCCUCGCGGCCCUCACCUCCGCCUCCCCCAUCUCCCGCCGUGCAGAUGGCCCAACAGACGGCGAAAUCCUCAACUACGCACUCACCCUCGAGCACCUGGAAUCAACAUUCUACAGCGAUGCCCUAGCCAAGUACACCGCCGCAGACUUCUCCUCCGCAAACUUCACCCAAGAAACCUACGAAAGGGUCAAAACAAUCGCCGCAGACGAAGCAGCCCACGUCUCUUUCCUAACCGCCGGCCUCAAAGCCGCGGGCGCAACACCCGUCGAGGCAUGCACGUACGACUUUGGAUACACCGACGUAGCAUCGUUCCUCGCCACGGCAUCUGUCCUCGAGGGCGUAGGCGUAAGCGCGUAUCUCGGCGCGGCCGCGGAUAUCAUGUCGAAGACGUAUCUUACCGCUGCCGGGUCGAUCCUGACAGUCGAAGCACGACAUGCUGCGUACAUCCGGAACAGCAUCUCCGAAGCGCCUUUCCCGGCGCCGUUUGACAACCCGCUCGGGUACAACGAGGUGUACACGCUUGCGGCGCAGUUUAUCAAGAGCUGUCCCGAGUCGAACCCAAAGCUACCGGUCAAGGCGUUUCCGGUGCUGAGCGCGAAGCCGGCGGACACGGGCAAGAUGGGGAUUUAUGGUGGUGACGAGAUUGUUGUUUCUACGCCCGGGUAUGCGAUUGAGGGCGAGGUGUAUGCGGCGUUUGUUACGGUUACGGGGCCGGUUUUUGUUGAUGUCAAGGCUGUGGAGGGGGGGUUUGAAGUCAUGGUGCCCAAGGAGGGUGUCACGGGACAGAGUUAUCUGGUUCUUACGAGUUGCAAUACUGCGGCUACGGAUGAUACGAUUGUAGCUGGGCCGGCGAUUGUCGAGGUCAUGGCUGCCGCCAUGUCUCAAGUUAAGAAGCCCAAUUUAAUUUUUGAUCUCUGCCAAAUCAUUUAA